This is a messenger RNA of Parastagonospora nodorum SN15, 327 nucleotides long. RefSeq lists its product as hypothetical. The coding region runs from base 1 to 327 and encodes 108 amino acids. The record is from RefSeq and is a predicted model, not a curated record. The transcript has 2 exons. NCBI's taxonomy places the organism in Eukaryota, Fungi, Ascomycota, Dothideomycetes, Pleosporales, Phaeosphaeriaceae.
AUGUCCCGCUAUCCUUACCAGAUGCAAGCUGUAACAUUCUUCGCGAUUCUAUCUGUGCACUUUAUACCUGCGUCAGAGUCUCUGAUGAUUCAACUAAAGGCAACCCUCCUCCAUCAAUCGAUCAAUUCGUGGAGCAAGUUCCGGGCUAUGGACUUCUGUGGCACGACAAGACCAAGACUUGUACCUAUCAAGAAGGGCUCGGAGUACCUAUUUAAUGACUUGCGUACUACGGCACACGCUGAACAUCCCGAAGGGACGUCAUUCUCACUACCCCGCUAUGACUCCCCGCUUAUGUCUCCCAUGCUGAUUGCAGAGGAUGAAAUGUGA